UUGAACUAUCAGCUCCGUUGGUGACGGCCUUGCUCUUUUGAUUGUGGCGUUCCUUGCUUUUUCUUUCCACUACUAUCUUAGACAGACGUCUUCUUAACUGUGAUUGGGGCUUAGCUCACUACCUCUUUGCUGAAGUUCAUGACCAAAGACGCUUCCAUCCUUUGCAGGCUUAUAUAUCUCGGUUCUGGGAUUUACGAGGAGAUGUACAAGUUGUUCGGUCUUCAGCCAAUUGUUUCCUGCUCUCUUUCAAUUGCCCUUAUGAUCUAGAAUUCAUGCUCCAAAGUGGACGUUGGGUUAUCAAUGCUUGUUUAAUUAUCCUGCAACGUUGGCAGCCCAUGCUUCAUGUUCCUCUUCGGAACAAUCUCUACGGGUUACCAAUACAGUUUUACUCCGAAUAUUUUGCCUCUUUGAUUGGUAAUUCUUUGGGAACUUCUAUUUCUUUUGAUGACCACUGUUCUAAGGACUCAUCUGGUAUGAGAUUCCGAGCUUUGGUGGACGUUGCUCAGCCUUUAAAGCUGCAGGGUGUUUUUCUUUCCUGACGGACCGUCGAUGUUUAGAGAUCCACCAGACCCAACAGGAUUUCAUUAUUCAUCAACAUUCUUGGAUGCUUCUGAAGCUUGGACUUCGCGAGUCGGUGAUGAAGAAAACUUAGUCCAGGUUGCCUCGCCAAGUGUCUUCGUGGCUGAAGACUUUGAAAUGCCUAGCUGUCGCAAGAGGGAGGCAGCAUCUGCCUUGGACGGACUAGAUUGGAUUAAGAGAUCUAAAUUAUGCCAAGAUGUUCAAGCAUCUCCGUCUGCUCAAGAUCAUCUCAGGGUGACCUCACAGCUGUCUAUUUUGAAAUCUGAUCAGUCUAAUUUAUUAACAGCUGGAAAUUUUCAUACUUUCUUUGGCUGCCACGUACCUACUCUGCCGAGUUUAAUUUCAUCAUCAGAGACGUCAUCAAAUGGUUCUAAGAGAGCAAGCUCAAUGACUUCUGGCGCAUGUCCACGAUCACGAUGUAGGUCACUCGAAUUCAUCUAAUACUUUCCAGCAUCAUGCAGUUCGCUCUCCAAUUCAGUCACUCUUCGUUUGCUGAUCUUGGUUUUGUUGCUGGUUCAAAUGGAUCUGCUGCUAAUCUGCCAAGCUCUCCUUGUUGCAAGCGGAAACUUUGCUUUGUUCAGCGACAAACAAACGGAGCACUCUCUGCCUUCUGGGUUUCACGAGGUUUCAACGGAAAAGUCUCGUUUGCUAGGAUGAUUCCUCCAAUGACCUUUACGGAUUGCAGCAUCGUGAAGGUCCAGAAACAGGCGCUCCGACGCUGCAGCUUUUGGUUUCGUAGUCCUCGUGUCUGGUUUCUUCAUCUUUCUUUUGAGUCUCUUAUAUCAGUUUGUAUGGUUUUCUUUUUCAUGUUCCUAGGUUCUCAUGACCCACUUCGUUUCGUUCAGGUCUUGACAGACAAGGCUUUUAUUUUAUUAAACCAAAGCAAUGACUUGGGAUUUUCAAAUCUUGCGGGAUACUUUUCCUUAUAUUGAUUUCCUAUUUCAUUGGAGGCCAAUGUUCUUUUAGGCUCAUGAAGCCUUUUCAAUAUUUUUCUCGGCCUUUCUUCGGAAAGGUUAUUUAUCUUUUUUGAAUGAGCCACCUGAUUCCUUGUUUGCUGCUCCAGCAUACGCAAUGGGUCAUGUUCUGGUUUCCUUCAUUCUUCA
Molecule: messenger RNA, 1682 nt
Organism: Prosopis cineraria
Lineage: Eukaryota; Viridiplantae; Streptophyta; Magnoliopsida; Fabales; Fabaceae
Exons: 3
Coding region: 550-1020 (156 amino acids)
Source: RefSeq, a predicted model, not a curated record